Molecule: messenger RNA, 1617 nt
Organism: Talaromyces marneffei
Lineage: Eukaryota; Fungi; Ascomycota; Eurotiomycetes; Eurotiales; Trichocomaceae
Exons: 3
Coding region: 1-1617 (538 amino acids)
Source: RefSeq, a predicted model, not a curated record
AUGCUGGGCUGGAUUACAGGACAGUCAGACGAGCAGAGGCGGGCCACCGAUGACUCAGUCGUCAUGGAGCCACCACAGACACCCGGCCCUGUCUUUGCUAUACGAGCAUUCAAAAGCGCCAUCUGGGGAACACCUGCGGGCGAGGAGAGUGAAAACGACCGCCCAGCGACUACGGGGAGCCCAGAAAAACCUAUGUUACGCAAGAGAAACACCAUGCCUCAGACGAUCCCAACCGCAUCACUUCAACAACAGACGUUUGGAAAGCCGGUUUCUGACUCGACAAAUCAAUUGAGCAUGUCGCCCACGAAGAGUAUCCUUGUCACGCCCGGAACGAUUUCGAACAGGCGGAAAACCGUGUCGUUUGGGGAAACAGCUAUCCACGGUGAUUCAGAACGAAGCAAGGGCCUCUCACGGAGUAACAGCGCAUCAAUUUCACCCGCAAGUUCAGUCACGAGCCAAUGGAUGUCUAGUCAAUCGGAUGGAAAGCCACGACCUCGAAGCAGACUGACUCAAAGCCUGCUUGAUGCAAAGGAACAGUCUGCGGAGGAACCUUCAAAACAAACAAAGUCCACUCGUACUGAAGAAUCGUCAAAAGGCACUGGUCCCGCUAGCGACACAAGGACGUCGCUGACUGAAAAGCGCGAUGACACUAUGGAUCUCGAAGAUCCUCAGUCGCAGUCUGGCCAGUAUUGGAAGACUGAAUUCGAAAACUACCGAAAACGUACAAAUCUGGAAAUAAGCAAGUUGAUACAAUAUCGCUCAUCGGCGAGAUCGUACGCGCGCAAAAAGGACGUGGAGGCCAUGCGUCUGAGAGAGGAGUUGAGAAAGGAGGAAGAGAAAGUUGUAAACAUGGAACGUCGCGUGACAGAGCUCGCUUCAAGCAUGAUGAACGAGAAAGUUGACCAUGAAAGAGAAAGACUGGUCCAAGAUCUAACGCGACAAACCGCGUUGGCAGUUCAAUACAAACAUAAAGUUGACAACCUACGGAAGACUCUGGAGCGGCAUGGAGUGAUCGGCAGUCCAGACGAACAACCCGAUUUCGAGGAAUCCGUUAGGGGCGCUCAAAUUGAGGUUAACAGACUGAAAGAAGCCCUUGAGGAUGCAAACAGAAAGCUUAAGGAGAGAAAUCAAGAUGACGACAUCAAGAAGCUUCAAAAUAUCGCAAUCUCCUCGGAACGGAAAGUGUCAGAACUCGAAAAGGAGAAUGUUGCGUUGAAGCGAACAAUAUUACGCGUGAAGGAGGAAAUGGGAAAGUACGAGGAACGGCGAACUGAAAAGGAGACAAAAUUGAAACUUCGCAUUGAGAAACUUGAUCUGCGGUGCUCGGAUUACAAACAGAAAAUGAAGGAAUAUCGUGUUGCCGUUCAUGAAGAGAGGAACAUGUACCGGCAGGAAAUCGAGGCAUUGAAGGAAGAACUUGCAGGGUUGAGUCCGUCUAGAAGGCGCGUCUCACUCGAUGAUGUUCGUCACCGUCUUGAGGAGAAGUCGUAUGCGGGAAUUCACGUCCAUGAUUUUGGAGGGGACAAAAAUACUCGAAAUCCUAUGGACAAGGAUGACGAAAUGUUGGAGAUAAUCCAAAGCAUCGAAACUACGGAUUUGUUGGGAGCAGACGACUAG